UAGGUUCUCUUCCACCUACCUUUAAUGGCUCCCACGAUUCUACCACCUCUACUACCUCCUGUUAUCUUAAUAAUAAGAGAUCCCUCUUUAUAACCUCAGCAACUUCUCUUCAAAUAGUAACACUUCCUUAAUUUCUGUUAAAACAGAAAAAUGAAAUUCGAGGAGCUUCUGAUGCAAAGAAGUGAGGAUCAGCAUAGGAGACUUGCUCUUGAAGAAGAGGUUAAGACGUUGCAAGCAGAACUAGAAGGAGAGGAAACACUUAGAAAUGUUUUGCAUUAUGCCCUCAAUGGGCCUUUGCUUUCAAAUCCAAGUUUUUCCACUUAUCUGCCACCUCAGAUUCAGGUGCUAAUUUCGGAGAUAGUGAUGGUGGAGGAAGAGAUUUAUUUGUUGGAAAGAAAAGUUGAUGAGAUAACUCUGCAGCUAUACCAAGAGAGAGCACAAGGCAGUGAAUUAGAUUUAAAGCAUCAAAAGAGGGUGUGGCAGCAGAAUCAUUUGUUGUCCGAAGCCAAAAGUUUUCGGUCAGUGCUUGAUGACCAGCGAUCAAAAUCACACAAUUAUGAAGUCUCGAGAAAAGAAAGAGUGAGUGGGGAUAGAAGAGCAUCGUUGAGUUCUGCAUCAGACACCAAAUCUUCGUUUUCCAACAGAGAAAUUGCUGAGUUAACAAGGAGAGUUAGCGGGAGAAGGAGAAGAAGGGGGAAGGUAGACAAUCCAAGCUACAUUAUGAAACCAAAUGAACUCUCAGAAGAGUUGCUGAAGUGUCUAAUAGGCAUUUUUCUUGAGCUAAACCAGACAUCUGUGGACAGAGAAGGAUCACCAAUUAAUCCGAAACUUACUCUUUCUUGUAUGAACUCAAAAGGGUUCAUAGGAAAGACUUCAUUCAACUGCAAACCACCUACAUUUCUUUUCAACUACAACUCCUCAUUCUCUGACCCUUAUGGCAUAUUGCCAGAUUUGGAUAUAAGAGAUGUUGGUCCUUACAAGAACUUUAUUCAAAUCACGAGCUCAUCCAUAGAUAUCACCCGCUUUUCAGAAUGUUUGACUGGAUUCAGAAAACUGAGGGUUUUGAUGCAUAAGCUCUGUGGUGUAGACUUGACAUUCUUGGCCUACAAACAGAAGCUAGCGUUCUGGAUCAACGUUUAUAAUGCCUGCAUAAUGCAUGCAUUUCUAGAGCAUGGACUGCCUACGUCACAAGAGAAGCUGCUGCAACUAAUGAAUAAGGCUACACUGAAUGUAGGUGGUAUAAUAUUAAAUGCUUUGGCCAUCGAGCAUUUUAUUCUCCGGUAUCCUUCCAAAGCAAAACAUAAGGGGCCUGCUUAUGAAAAGGAAGUGUUACUCCGAAAUGCCUAUGGUCUGGGGUACCCUGAGCCUAAUGUUACCUUUGCUCUAUGCCGAGGCACUUGGUCCUCACCAGCUCUAAGAGUGUAUACCCCAGAUAACAUAGUCAACGAAAUGGAGAGAGCAAAAGUAGAGUAUUUGGAAGCUUCAGUAGGAGUUACAACCAGGAAAAAGAUUGUUGUCCCAAAGCUUCUUCAAUGGUACAUGUCUGAUUUCGCAGAUGACAUGGAAUCGUUAUUGGAAUGGAUUUAUAGUCAAUUGCCACGUUGUGGGUCGUUGAAAAGAUUGAUAAUGGAAUGCCUCAAUGGAGAAGCAAAGUCUCCCAUCAACAAGAUGGUUGAAGUUCAGCCUUAUGAAUCUGAGUUUCGUUACAUGUUACCCUCCUAAUAAGCUCCUUAUGAGCCAAAAUGAUGGUAGAUAAAUAAGGGAAUAUACCUAUUUUAGUACCUGAGUUUUAGCGAAAUACUGGUGCAUUACGUUUCUAAUAAUGAUAAUUAGGUGCCUUAAAUUUUGAAAUUGUACAUACUUUAUCUUUUUACCAUUAUUAAUAUCAUAAGGUAUUAAAGUA
Messenger RNA from Humulus lupulus (European hop), 1903 nucleotides. RefSeq lists its product as uncharacterized. The transcript has 9 exons. Lineage: Eukaryota; Viridiplantae; Streptophyta; Magnoliopsida; Rosales; Cannabaceae. Bases 151 to 1722 code for a protein of 523 amino acids. The record is from RefSeq and is a predicted model, not a curated record.